CCGAAACCUCGAGAAAUAAUUCCCAUUUGCGCUUUUCCACUGCCGAGAGCUAUCUUUCUUCAGAACCGCAAAAACAGCAACCUCACGACGACACACCCCCCCUCCCGAAACAUCCACGAAGGUCUCAAAGCCACCCGAUAGGCUUUUCACAUACGGCCAAGCAUACAUACGAAAAAGCGCAAUCACGAUGGCGACGGCGAUACAAGCUCUCAAGGGCGAUGCGCCGCAGCAGGCUCGGUCUCUGUACCGCCAGCUGCUGAAGACGGGCGACCAGUUUGCGGCCUACAACUUCCGCGAGUACGCGAAGCGCCGGACGAGGGAUGCCUUCAGGGAGCACCAAAAGGUCGAGGACCCGCGGCAGGUGCAGGAGUUGAUCCAGAAGGGGAUUAAGGAGCUUGAGAAGCUCAAGAGGCAAACCGUUGUCAACCAGUUCUUCCAAUUUGAUCGGUUAGUGGUCGAGGGCGGCGCCGCUGGCAAGCAAAAGGGCAACAAGGGCGGUAUUGUCAGACAAACGGAGCAUGGCUUCGACUAAAUGACCGAAACUCCUGGGAGCGCGGAGCAAAAGCCCAACCUAAUAACGUCGCGAGCUCAAUGGAACCAUGACUCGGGAUCUUUUCUGUACUAUAUACUCAAACCAGGGGGUCGGAAGACAAGAAAAAAACCGGCGGAGGGAUCGGGGUGUAUGACCAUUAAAAGGGGGCGAGGAGGAGUCAAGAAUAUUCUCUCAACUUUUAUGAAAGAAAGGGGGAGGGACCCGGCGCGGCGGCAAUUACUCCCCAAAUGAAAGUCACUCCUCUCUGGAGUGUUGUCUUCUUUUUUUAUAAUCUCCAACCAGG
This is a messenger RNA of Colletotrichum scovillei, 836 nucleotides long. RefSeq names its product complex 1 protein. The record is from RefSeq and is a predicted model, not a curated record. Bases 188 to 532 code for a protein of 114 amino acids. The transcript has 4 exons. Gene Ontology annotation, cellular component: L-cysteine desulfurase complex; mitochondrion. Lineage: Eukaryota; Fungi; Ascomycota; Sordariomycetes; Glomerellales; Glomerellaceae. Gene Ontology annotation, biological process: iron-sulfur cluster assembly.